AUGCCAUCGCCAACCAUAGACCUCCUUUCUUCCCAGCAGAACUCUACAUUCUAUUCGCCCACCCCUUUUUGGCAGCAGGAACUUUCUUCUUCAUCGAUCCAAUCAAACCUUCAACAACUCCUUUUUGACGAAAACUCUGUUCCAUUCGAGGGAUUCUCCGUUCCCCCCGAGUAUGCUUGGGACCCUCUGACCGACAGCGGAUCAAGACUUCUUGCAACCUUCGCCGGCGCAGAUAUAUUGCCCGCAAGCUUGGAUACUCCUGAGUACCUUCUCAGCACCUCUGAUCUGUCAAUUACUCAGGAGGAGAAUACAACAGCAGCAGAAUCAGUCAAUCAAUCGAAUAUCUUGUCUUCCAGGAGGGCAGCUUCCAGACCCCAACGACAGAGGUCGUUCAAGCUCCGGGUCGACAGACGGAUCGAUAUGUACAGGGAACCAGAGAAUCGGGAUGCCGACCAGCCUAACAACAACAAACUUCAAACCAGAAUGCCGCUACACCUCAACGAGUGGUAUGGGUCCUCUUCCCCCCCUCCGCCACCUCUGAGCCCACUCGGGGUCGUCGACACCAAUAGAUUCCAAUCCUCCCUGGUUCAGUCCCUGGCCAACCUGACCACCUCCAGCCCCAACCUCGUUUGUCUUUCUCCUCCCGCCUUUUCUACCGCGUUCGGGCAAAGCCCUUUUGCCUUCUCUGACAGCAAACGAUCUGUCUCGAUUUCAUCUGAUCACCUUUCAGGACUAUACACCCAGAGCGACGAGGAUAUUAAUAACAGUAACAACAACAAAGAUAAGGACAACAACGACCACGACAACAACAAGGUCACUGCCACCGCCGUCGAGGAGGAAGAUGACGAGAGCGACCGCCGGUUCCAAUGUCCCAUCUGCCCAAAACGUUUCCUCCGCCAAUAUAAUCUCAACGCCCACCUCAAUACCCACUCGCAGGUGCGGGCUCAUGCCUGCACUCAGUGCGACAAAUCUUUCCUCCGACCUUACGACCUCGCUCGCCACCAACGGAUCCACUCCAACAGCAAGCCCUACACCUGUAACAUCUGUCAGUUGAUCUUUAUCCGGAACGACGCCAUCUGGAGGCACUACCGACGCGCCCAUCCUGGGCAUCCUGAUGUCCCACCCGCCCGGCGCCAAAGAAGACCACAGCGCAUCAGUAUUAGCCCUUGA
Messenger RNA from Linnemannia hyalina, 1170 nucleotides. The record is from the annotation of a GenBank genome assembly. Lineage: Eukaryota; Fungi; Mortierellomycota; Mortierellomycetes; Mortierellales; Mortierellaceae.